Apiotrichum porosum is the source of this 810-nucleotide messenger RNA. RefSeq lists its product as uncharacterized. NCBI's taxonomy places the organism in Eukaryota, Fungi, Basidiomycota, Tremellomycetes, Trichosporonales, Trichosporonaceae. The record is from RefSeq and is a predicted model, not a curated record. The transcript has 2 exons. The coding region runs from base 1 to 810 and encodes 269 amino acids.
AUGUUCGCCUACAUCUACCUCUUGGCCGCCUUCCUUCUCCAGGUCGCUUGCGCCCUCCCCAUCGGCAAGCGCUCGUUCUCCGGAAAGGCUACCUUCUUCGCUGUCGGCCUCGGCGCCUGCGGUGGCACCAACUCGGACUCGGACUACAUUGUCGCCCUCAACGCCGCUCAGUACGGCUCGGGUGGUUACUGCAACCAGGGCAUCACCAUCACCUACAACGGCAAGAGCGUCGGUGCCACCAUUGUCGACAUGUGCCCCGGCUGCGCCUACGGAAGCCUCGACAUGUCGCCCGCGCUCUUCAAGGAGUUUGCGGACGAGUCUGUGGGCACUUUCCAGAUGACCUGGGACUUCGGCAGCAGCAACAGCGGUGGCGACGCCACCACCUCGUCGUCCUCGUCGACGUCCCAGUACGUGGCCCCCUCGACCUCGUCGACCACGCAGGAGACCCCCACCUCGACCUACGUGGCGCCCACCACCUCGGACACCCCUACCUCUACUAGCCAGUCCACGACGGUCGCUCCUACCUCCACCGAGACGUCGUCGUCGGCUCCCGUCUCCACCGACCUCACCACUUCGAACUCUACCCUGCCUGCCGUUACCUCUACUGCCGGUCUCAACGCUACCAACGCUACCAUCACCGCCACUGCCAACAUGACUGCGUCGACUGGUGUCGUGAUUGCCAACGCAACCUCGACCAUCCUCCCUGACACUGUCACCACGGACUCGUCGUCCGACAACAGCGGCCUCGCUUCCCUCAACAACCUCGUUUCCCUCCUGGGCCGCAUCGUUGUUGUUGGCGCGUCGUUGUAA